Molecule: messenger RNA, 1015 nt
Organism: Lemur catta (Ring-tailed lemur)
Lineage: Eukaryota; Metazoa; Chordata; Mammalia; Primates; Lemuridae
Product: olfactory receptor 7A17-like
Exons: 1
Coding region: 1-954 (317 amino acids)
Biological process (GO): G protein-coupled receptor signaling pathway
Cellular component (GO): membrane
Molecular function (GO): olfactory receptor activity; G protein-coupled receptor activity
Source: RefSeq, a predicted model, not a curated record
AUGGCACCAGAGAAUGGUACAGGAAUUUCAGAAUUUCUUCUUCUGGGAUUUUCAGAAGAACAUGGAUGGCAACCCCUCCUCUUUGGGGUGUUCCUGUCCAUGCACCUGGUUACCGUGUUCGGGAACCUGCUCAUCAUCCUAGUCAUCAUGGUAUACUCCUACCUCCACACACCCAUGUAUUUCUUCCUCUCCAACCUGUCCUUUGUAGACAUCUGUUUCACCUCCACCACUGUCCCAAAGAUGCUGGUGAACAUCCAGACACAAAGAAAAGUCAUAUCCUAUGCAGGCUGCAUCACCCAGAUGUACUUUUUCAUACUCUUUGUGGGGUUGGACAGCUUCCUCCUGACCGUGAUGGCCUAUGACCGGUUUGUGGCCAUCUGUCACCCCCUGCACUACACAGUCAUCAUGAGCCCCAGGCUCUGUGGGCUUCUGGUUCUGGUGUCCUGGAUCAUGGGUGUCCUGCAUUCCUCAUUACAUAGCUUAAUGGUGUUGCGGCUAACCUUCUGUAUGGACUUGGAAAUCCCCCACUUUUUCUGUGAACUUAAUCAGAUAACACACCUUGCCUGUUCUGACACCUUUCUUAAUGACGUGGUGAUGUAUUUGGCAGCUAUGCUCCUGGGUGGGGGGUGUCUUAUUGGGAUCCUUUACUCUUACUCUAAGAUAAUUUCCUCCGUACGUGCAAUCUCCUCGGCUCAGGGGAAGUGUAAAGCAUUUUCCACCUGUGCAUCUCACCUCUUGGUUGUCUCCUUAUUUUACUGCACAAGCCUAGGGGUGUACCUCAGCUCUGCUGCUACACACAACUCACACUCUAGUGCAACAGCCUCGGUGAUGUACACGGUUGUCACUCCCAUGCUGAACCCCUUCAUCUACAGCCUGAGGAAUAAAGACAUAAAGAGGGCUCUGAAGGAUUCUUUGGGAGGGAAACUAGAACAGGUCCAAUUGUCCUGGGGCUGAAGGUAGACCCAUGAUGGCAGGGCCCAAAGCCCCAGAGCCAGAGAUGGCUAUUGUUUAAUCA